CUUUCUGGUACGUCCACAAUGGUACAGACAGCAUCUUGCAGUACAAUGGUUGCAAGACGGUAAACGGGGAGUGAUUCAGCAUUGCAAUCGUAAUUUCUAGGCUAUACCGCUAUUUUUUUCUUCCAUCGCUGCAUUUGUUUUUAGUUAUCUCCAUGUUCACGUUUAUUUUUCUGUGUGUGCUAAGUCGUUAAAUGUCUCCCGUCUGAAUGUUUUGAACAGAACUGUCACCGGCCAAGGAUCGUCGUCAGCUGGCACGGAAUGGUAUUUAUGAGCAGGCAUUUCUUCUAUUACUGCAGUGAACCAGUCCUAGAUGUGAAAAUAGCCUUUUGUCAGGGUUUUGGUAAACAAUUGGAUGUGUCAUACAUUGGUAAGCAUUACAACAUGAGCAAAUGCAAAGUGGACAACCAGUUCUACAGUGUGGAAGUAGGAGAUUCCACCUUCACAGUUCUCAAACGUUACCAGAAUCUAAAACCCAUCGGUUCUGGAGCUCAGGGAAUCGUCUGUGCCGGGUACGAUGCAGUCCUCGACAGAAACGUGGCCAUCAAGAAGCUCAGCAGACCCUUUCAGAACCAGACCCAUGCCAAGAGGGCAUACAGGGAACUGGUGCUCAUGAAAUGUGUCAAUCACAAAAAUAUCAUCAGUUUAUUAAAUGUUUUCACACCACAGAAAUCACUAGAAGACUUUCAGGAUGUGUACCUGGUGAUGGAGCUGAUGGAUGCCAACCUAUGCCAGGUGAUUCAGAUGGAGCUAGACCAUGAGAGAAUGUCCUACCUGCUCUACCAGAUGCUGUGUGGCAUCAAACACCUGCACUCAGCUGGAAUUAUACACAGGGACCUGAAACCUAGCAAUAUAGUGGUGAAGUCUGAUUGUACGCUGAAGAUCCUGGACUUUGGCCUGGCCAGGACUGCAGGCACCAGCUUCAUGAUGACCCCGUACGUGGUGACACGGUACUACAGAGCUCCAGAGGUCAUUCUGGGCAUGGGGUACAAAGAGAACGUGGAUAUAUGGUCGGUGGGGUGCAUUAUGGGAGAAAUGGUGCGUCACAAAAUCCUGUUCCCUGGCCGUGACUAUAUCGACCAAUGGAAUAAGGUGAUUGAGCAGCUGGGCACGCCCUCACCAGAGUUUAUGAAGAAGCUGCAGCCCACUGUCCGUAACUAUGUAGAGAACAGACCCAAAUACGCAGGCCUCACCUUUCCCAAGCUCUUCCCCGACUGCCUCUUCCCUGCAGACUCAGAGCACAACAAACUCAAAGCUAGCCAGGCCAGAGAUCUGUUGUCUAAGAUGUUGAUUAUUGAUCCAGCCAAGCGGAUACAAGUGGACGAAGCCUUACAGCAUCCCUACAUCAACGUUUGGUACGACCCAGCCGAGGUGGAGGCGGCCAGGGAUCCCGUCCAAAUAUCAAUGCCUCCUCCUGCUAUCUACGACAAACAGCUGGAUGAGAGAGAACACUCUAUCGAUGAAUGGAAAGAACUAAUCUACAAAGAGGUGAUGAACUUUGAGGAGAGGACGAAGAACGGGGUGAUGAAGGGACAACCCUCUCCCUCAGGUACUCUCAGUGCAUAACCUAGUCCCUCUCACAGGUGCAGCCGUGAACAGCAGUGGUGAGAGCCUCCCUUCCCCCUCCGUCAACGAUAUCUCCUCCAUGUCCACUGACCAGACCCUGGCCUCAGACACCGACAGCAGCCUGGAGACCUCCGCAGGACCCCUGGGGUGUUGCAGGUGACUAGCAGCCUGCCUGCGCAACCCAAUGUUCUUCAGAAGGUGAAACGCUAUGUCCAAACAACCAACCAACCCACCGAAACCUGAAAAAGAACAAAGAUUAUUCAAAUGAAAAAAGGGAUUUUUUAGAAAAUGCAAAGAAUAACGGUUAUGAAAGUUAAGCCUGCAUUUUCAUUUAAAAAGAAACCACAAAAGUAUAAGGAAAAAACUGAAAUAAUACAUUUAUGAAUUUCUAGUUACUUUACUUAUACACCCCAUCCCCCCCAAAAAAUAUGGCACCAUAAAAUGUUUUAAAAAACACUGAGACAGGCAUCUUUCUGUGAAGUGUAAAUUGACUGGCUGCUGGUAACCCAAUUCCUUGCAAGCGCCUGUGCGUCAGUCGAUGUGGCAAGGUGGGCCCUUUUCAUACAUUACUGUACAGCAAUAUAUAAACCUCCAUUCACUUUCCCCUAUGUGAGUGUAUUGCUAUGUUUUAAUAACCUCUAGGUUUGGUCCUUGGGGUUGUCUCCUGUGUGGUUGACAGAUUGGUGUGUUUUCAUGUAAUUAUUUCCAAAGGGGUUAGUGCUAGUGCUCGACACUGCAUAGCACCCCCGCCCUUUGUAAAUAUGUAAUUCUGUACAGCUGUGAGCCAGACACACAGACAGACACACAGACACACAGACAGACAGACACACAGACAGACAGACACACAGACAGACAGACACACAGACAGACAGACACACAGACAGACACACAGACAGACAGACAGACAGACAGACAGACAGACAGACAGACAGACAGACAGACAGACAGACAGACAGACAGACAGACAGACAGACAGACAGACAGACAGACAGACAGACAGACAGACAGACAGACAGGGACUGACGGCCAGUAAUGGAAGUUCUUCUAUAGCACACCUUGCCACAUGACAUCACCACCUUGACCCCUGACAUUUGACCCCUAACCUUUCACCUUAGUUUGACCCCUUGCCUUUUAGUCCUGCUGCAUGAUUACAAAAGCUAACACUAAUUAUAUGAUAAAUUACAACUAUAGAUACUGUGGGUGGACAGACCCACCAACAGCCUUGCAUGUCAUUCCCAAUGUCACCUAACCCCAACCAGGGAGGUCACUCAUUCUGUUUCUGUGUCACUACUUUGGUGUGAAGGAGAGAAGUUCAGGAGACAGUCGCCUUAUAUGUGUGUUACUGUCGGAAGCACAGAACAGUUUGGGGGGGUUUACCUCAUAGUUUAGUUUUUAGUUUUGUUCCUCAAAUCGCAUCCAUUUUAAUUUACAUUGAAUGAGUACUACUGUAAUUAGAGGUCGACCGAUUAUGAUUUUUCAACGCCGAUACCGAUUAUUGGAGGUUCGAAAAAAGACGAUGCCGAUUAAUCGGCCGAUUGUUUUUAUUUAUUUGUAAUAAUGGCAAUUACAACAAUACUGAAUGAACACUUGUUUUAACUUAAUAUAAUACAUCAAUAAAAUCAAUUUAGCCUCAAAUAAAUAAUGAAACAUGUUCAAUUUGGUUUAAAUAAUGCAAAAACAAAGUGUUGGAGAAGAA
Salmo salar (Atlantic salmon) is the source of this 3259-nucleotide messenger RNA. Its product is annotated as mitogen-activated protein kinase 10. Gene Ontology annotation, molecular function: MAP kinase activity; ATP binding. Lineage: Eukaryota; Metazoa; Chordata; Actinopteri; Salmoniformes; Salmonidae. The record is from RefSeq and is a predicted model, not a curated record. Gene Ontology annotation, biological process: protein phosphorylation.